UGCAAGACUCGUGUGUCUUAUCCUCUAAUCACGUCCGGAACACCAAGGCCAACUGUCUGUCGUGCAAUUUGGACACUUAUUAUACUGCAAUAUCCACAACAGCCAAAACUUAGACAGUAGUGUUGUCAUAGUCAGUUUCAAUAACGUUCCCAAGGUGAUUUUAUUGGACAGAAAGUGACGUGUUUGUUGUUUUCUUGGCAAACCUAAAGAUGAUUUACCAUAAAUGUCUUUGUAUUGUGAUAUUUACUUUGAUAUCCACGAUUUCAUCGCAUGGCACCGAAUCAUCUGAUGACGUCAUCCAAAGGCUGAUGCACCUGGAGAACGUGGUGGGAGGCUUGGUACGCGACCGUGAUGACAGUGAUCGCCGUCUUCAGGAAGUCGAGGCAUCGGCAAGACAACACAAGUCUCACCUUGAAAAUGAAAUGGCCAACGUCCAAUCGGAAUUAUCUACGUUACAACAGAAGUACCAGGACUUAGCUCGUCAGCUGGAGACCUCAUCCUCUAAAUCAGUGAGAUCGACUUCUGAAGCCAAGUUUGCCUUUUCCGCAAGCCUCAGUAACCGUAUGUCGAAGUUCAAUCGUGACGAGAAAAUUAUCAUGGACAACGUCCUCACAAACGACGGAAACGGCUACGAUCCCCUGACCGGUGUCUUCACGUGUCACGUGCCGGGUACUUACGUCUUCCACGUCACCAUACAGGUAGAGGAUGGACACAGCUUCGGUGCGGAAAUCGUCAAAAACGGACAGGAAAUAGCGUGGGUUUUGGCGGAACCUAUGCGCUCCCGAGCGUCGGCGUCAACUUCGGUUAUCGUGAACCUGGCGAUUGGGGAUACUGUGUUUGUCAGAUCUGAUGGUUACUUCGAUCAACAGAGCGCUUCAAUAGACGACCAGUUCACCAGUUUCUCCGGAUUCCUCAUUGAAGUUGGUGAAUGGAUCAGCUUUGGCAGCGGUUAAUGUUGAAAUCAAGGAAUUCCGAAUGACUGGUCGAUUUGCUGCAUCAGCCGUUUUCUUUUUGAACCAUAUUUUUUUUCUUUGGAUUUAGUUAUAUCUGUUCUGUUAAUAAACAUAACUCA
Mizuhopecten yessoensis (Yesso scallop) is the source of this 1072-nucleotide messenger RNA. RefSeq names its product C1q-related factor-like. Gene Ontology annotation, molecular function: protein binding. NCBI's taxonomy places the organism in Eukaryota, Metazoa, Mollusca, Bivalvia, Pectinida, Pectinidae. The transcript has 2 exons. The coding region runs from base 210 to 953 and encodes 247 amino acids. The record is from RefSeq and is a predicted model, not a curated record.